CUCCCUCCACAGACACCUCCCCACCCACCCACCCCGCUGCCUCCUUCACCCGUCCGGCCCGCCAGCCAUGGGCGGCAGAGAUCACCUGUUCAAAGUGCUGGUGGUGGGGGACGCCGCGGUGGGCAAGACGUCGCUCGUGCAGCGGUACUCGCAGGACAGCUUCAGCAAACACUACAAGUCCACGGUGGGAGUGGAUUUUGCUCUGAAGGUUCUCCAGUGGUCUGACUCCGAGAUGGUGCGGCUCCAGCUGUGGGAUAUUGCAGGGCAGGAGCGUUUCACCUCCAUGACUCGACUGUACUAUCGGGAUGCGUCAGCCUGCAUUAUUAUGUUUGACGUUACCAACGCCACGACCUUCAGCAAUAGCCAGAGAUGGAAACAGGACUUGGACAGCAAGCUCACCCUGCCUAACGGAGAGCCAGUGCCCUGCCUGCUCUUGGCCAACAAAUGUGACCUGUCCCCUUGGGCAGUGAGCAGAGACCAGGUUGACCGGUUCAGUAAAGAGAAUGGUUUCACAGGCUGGACAGAAACAUCCGUCAAGGAGAACAAAAAUAUUAAUGAGGCCAUGAGAGUCCUCAUUGAGAAGAUGAUGAGCAAUUCCAGAGAAGAUAUGUCUUUAUCCACCCAAGGGGACUAUAUCAACCUACAGACCAAGCCCCCCUCCAGCUGGGCCUGCUGCUAAUAGCGUCUGGCUUGUUUUCCUUCCUCCGUUUCCAACUCUUCCCUUCAGAUGCCCACCCAGCAAUCUUGUUAAGCACAUUUGAACUGUCUCCUGCAAGCUGUCCAGAAGGAGGACCAUCGUCACUAAGGAAAGACCUGGGACUCGUGUGUGUUUCUGCAUGUGUCCGCAAGCUCCUGCUUGCUGCUGGCUCCCGGGGCUCAGUACCUUCCAUAUAAAGAUCACCUCAUCCCUCAAUUUGUGAUCUAGGGUUUUGUGAGGAGCACUAGAGAUCAGCACCUGUGGUUUAAGGAUCCUAAUUCCCACGUGUUUUUGCAUUUCUUUUUCCAUUUGAUGUAUGUGGGUAUCUCAGUCUUAUCUGACUUCAGAUUUCGAGGAAAAUGAGAACAAAGGGCAUUUUCCAAAUUCAGUGUUGGGUUAUUGCUUUCAGAUU
Lontra canadensis (Northern American river otter) is the source of this 1109-nucleotide messenger RNA. It is a transcript of the gene RAB29, whose product is annotated as RAB29, member RAS oncogene family. The transcript has 5 exons. Lineage: Eukaryota; Metazoa; Chordata; Mammalia; Carnivora; Mustelidae. Gene Ontology annotation, molecular function: GTP binding; GTPase activity. The record is from RefSeq and is a predicted model, not a curated record. Gene Ontology annotation, cellular component: Golgi apparatus; vesicle; trans-Golgi network. Bases 68 to 679 code for a protein of 203 amino acids. Gene Ontology annotation, biological process: vesicle-mediated transport.